Messenger RNA from Gamsiella multidivaricata, 2966 nucleotides. Its product is annotated as autophagy protein Apg9-domain-containing protein. NCBI's taxonomy places the organism in Eukaryota, Fungi, Mortierellomycota, Mortierellomycetes, Mortierellales, Mortierellaceae. The coding region runs from base 97 to 2844 and encodes 915 amino acids. The record is from RefSeq and is a predicted model, not a curated record. The transcript is spliced from 11 exons. Gene Ontology annotation, biological process: protein localization to phagophore assembly site; autophagy of mitochondrion. Gene Ontology annotation, cellular component: autophagosome; phagophore assembly site.
CCCUUUCUGAUGGUGCUGCUUUUUUGGUGACUUGCGCUUCUUGCUCCUCUUGUCACUCAGCACCACACACUCUCCCACCCCUUCAUUCUUGCUGCGAUGCAUCGGCACCACCAAUACCAGAAACUAACGGGUGUAAGGGAUACUCCGCUGGACAACAACGACGACACCAUACACUCUCAUGUCCUACCAGCCGAUUCAGCCGUGCCUGCAGCGUCGUCGUUUCUGCGCCAGUCCAGAGGCAGCCUUGCUUCAAGUGCCCAUUCAACGUCAGCAAACCAGGACCCGCCACUGAUGCCCCUCUUCACACCUGUCCUGCAGGACUUUCAGAACCGCUUUGGUUCUGCCAUCCUGCAGCAUGACACCGACGAGCACGAGCACGAACAUGAACAGGGCGAGAGCGACCAUGAAGUGAUGUACGACCAUGGUGCAACACGGACACGGCUGAGACCGAACCUUGACGUUGGCACGGACCACGAAGCACCUGCGUCGCUCAUGAUCGAAAUGAACCACCGCCAGCAGGAUGACGACGAGGCAGCUGGGUACUGGAACUUUGGUGACAGGGCCCGGAGGCGGUUUCAAUAUAAGCGACCAGGCAUGGAUGCAGCCGAGCUGGCUAUGUGGAAAUGGGUUAAUGUUGAGAACUUGGACAACUUCUUGACAAGAGUCUAUAACUAUUACGUUGGGAAGGGCAUGUAUACCAUCCUGCUCGAGAGAUGUCUAAAUCUGCUGACAUUUGCGUUUGUCAUUGGAUUCGCCACAUUCUUGGUCGGCUGUGUGGAUUAUCCAAGGCUACGGCAUUCUAGACACCUUGAUGAAGUCCUGAUAUCGCAGUGUGUCCAUAAGCUUUCCACAGGAACGUUCGUGGUUUUAUUACUGUUUGCCACAUUUUGGGUCGGCCAGCUGACUCGCCUAAUAUACGAUAUCCCUGAGAUGGUGGACAUGUGUAACUUCUACACGUAUCUCCUGCAGAUCCCGGAUGAGGAUAUUCAGACUGUAUCGUGGCACGAGGUCAUCACAAGGAUUAUUAAAAUCCGCGACAACAACCCGAACACGACGACUGCUGCAACCAUUCAAACAACGGACAUGCAGCGCCUGAAUGCUCAUGAUAUUGCCAACAGGAUUAUGCGUAAGGAGAAUUUUAUGAUCGCUAUUUUCAACAAAGACCUCAUCGAUCUGUCUCCACCAGUGCCGUUCUUGCGCAACAGGACCAUCCUCACUCGAAUACUGGAGUGGAGUCUGAGCUUUUGUAUCUUGGGCUAUGCCUUUGAUGAACGUGGGCAAGUUCGGAAACGGUUCCUCAAAGAUACGCGGCGAGGAGAAUUGGUUGAAGGGCUUAGGCGACGCUUCCAGUUUAUGGGUAUCGCUACAAUUAUAUUUUCACCAUUUAUCUCCAUCUAUCUGAUGCUCUACUUUUUCUUCCGAUACUUCGAGGAAUACCACAAGAACCCAAGCUCAAUCGGCACAAGACAAUACACGCCGCUGGCGAAAUGGAAGUUCAAGGAGUUCAAUGAACUGCCUCAUCUGUUUGAGAACAGAAUUAAUGCGAGUUAUCCGUUGGCAAUGAAGUACAUCAACCAGUUUCCGAAAGAAAAAACAAUCCUGGUUUGCAGGUUUGUCGCGUUCAUCUCAGGCUCAUUUGCAGCUGUUCUCGCCCUGAUCACGCUUUUCGACCAAGAGCUGCUGUUGGGCCUCGAGAUCACAUCCGAAAAGACAGUGUUUUUCUACCUUGGACUAUUUGGCACAAUCAUGGCGGUCAGCCGAGGUAUGAUUCCGGACCAGACGGAGAGCUUUGAUCCCGAACUACUGCUUCGAGGAGUCGUCGAGCAGACGCACUACAUGCCUAACGAGUGGCGAGACAAGCUGCACACGGACGAGGUCCGAAAGCAGUUUGCGCUGUUGUUCGAGUACAAUGCUGUGCUAUUUCUACUGGAGUUCAUGAGUCUGUUUUUGACUCCCUUGAUCCUCUGCUUCAGCUUACCGAGCAGUAGCGAAAGAUUGAUAGACUUUUUCCGCGAGUUCACGGUGCAUGUCGAUGGGGUUGGAUAUGUCUGCAGCUUUGCCGUAUUCGAUUUCAAGAGGCACGGCAACGUCAAGUAUGGAGCGCCAGCGGAUGCUAUGACGGACCGGCGCUUUGUUUCGAAUCAAGGGAAAAUGGAGAAGUCAUUCCUUAAUUUUAAGCAAAACAAUCCCGACUGGGAGCCCAACAAUCCUGAGGGUUCCAUGUAUCUGUCUAGGUUACUGGAGGCGGACUCUGUGCCUGCUCAUGGGCGUCAUCCUCAUUAUGCUGGAGAUCGCUUACAGCCACCACUUCCUUGGGGCCAAAGUUCGGCGUUUUUGCGGCCAAGGGGUUUAGCCACUAGCACCUAUUAUAAUCAGGAUCGACCCCUGUACAACGGGAGGAGUCGUCUCGGUGCUGAAGUUCGCUCAAGGAACAUCGAUGCAAGUGAUGAUGAACAGGAGGAACUGGACGAGGAACAUGUACAUGAAAGAGAUGAGCAGAGCCCUGGAAUCAAGUUCUAUCUAUCCACUAAUCAGCGGAGUCGGGCGCAAAAUGCGACCCAGAUAGAGACAGAUUCAGCAUCAAGCACAUAUGAUGAACCGAAUAGCCUUGGUGCCAAAGGAUUUACUACAAGCCUUGGCGACUCGUUCGUCUCGGAGAUUGGACAGUCAUCAAAUCGUGCACGUGAAGGAUCUGAUAGAGGGAGAGGAGGGAAGGAUAAAGAGGGCAAGCAUCGGAGGGACGUGGAUGAGAUGUCGGAUGCGGAGGACGAGCGCGAGGUUCAGAAGAAGGGUGUCUUUGGGCUCUUGAACCAAAUUUAUGAGAUGAAUAAUGUCACUCGAUGAACGCUACUAGCUUCCUCUGCAAUAAAGUGCCCACCUCCUUUCAAUGCUUCUUUGUUUCUUUUUGAUCGAGGGAUUACACUGGACUUCGAAGCCGCGGAAUACGCGGCACUAUUGCAACACCG